CUGUCAUAUUCGUAAUUCGCUAUUCCAUAUUUUCAAACAUUCAAAUACUAUUUAUAGGUAUAUAUAUUCUAUGUUUCAGUUUUCAAAUAAAUUUUGUUAAAAUUGUAAUUAUUUGUUUUUUUAACAAAUAGUAGAUUUAGUCCUUUAAAUUCAAGCAUUGUUAAUUAUUGAGUUCAUACCAAAACAACAUUUAAAUAACACAUAUGACCACGAUUAUUUUGUUUGUAAGCUUUGUAUACAAAGGCUUAGGUUACCACUGCCUUUAAGAUCUUCAUCUAGAAGUUUAUUGUUUACAGCUAGUAAAUAAAUUUAGCCGUUCCAAUUGGCAAUCAUUCAGAUUUAUGUAUACAAUUGAACUAAUAUUAUCUCGGUUAUAAUUUCAAUACAGCUUUUAAACUAUGGAAAAUCAAAUACGAUUUUUUAGUGAUAUUGUAAAAGAGGUAUUCAACGAUGAACAUGUUGAAAGUGAAACAUCUACAGAACAGGUACAGGUUGAAAAAGUUAUCUCCAGAAUUUAUAAGCUGUUUGAGCGUGAUGCAUCAAUUGAUCCAAACUUACCGAAACUCAGGAAAAAGGUACAUAGCAGAGUUUUAAAUUCAUGGCUAAUGACUUUGCCAAAAAAUUAUACAUGUUUGGAUGCAAGUCGGCCAUGGCUUAUUUACUGGAUUUUGCAUGCUCUAUACUUAUUAAAUGAUAUGCCUCAAGCUGAAACCCUUUCUGAUAUUGUGAACUUCCUCAAACAAUGCCAACACAAAGAGGGCGGGUAUGGUGGUGGUCCCUUGCAACACCCACAUUUGGGCACAACUUAUGCAGCCGUAAAUGCAUUAAGUAUAAUUGGGACAGAUGAAGCAUACAAUUCAAUAGACAGGAGCAAAUUACAAAAGUUCCUAUGGACUCUCAGGGAUGUGGAUGGUUCCUUUGCACUUCAUAAAGGCGGAGAACAGGACAUUAGAGGUGCCUAUUGUGCAGCUAGUGUAGCUAAACUCACAAACAUAUAUACAGAUGCUUUAUUUGACAAAACUGCAGAAUGGGUUGUCAGCUGUCAAACAUAUGAAGGUGGUUUUGCGGGUUGUCCCGGUAUGGAAGCACAUGGUGGUUAUGCGUUUUGUGGAAUCGCCUGCUUAGCUUUACUGAAUAGAACACAAUUAUGUGAUGUAGAUGCAUUGCUGAGAUGGAGUGUAAACCGUCAAAUGCGUUUAGAGGGCGGUUUCCAAGGAAGAACAAAUAAAUUAGUUGAUGGAUGUUAUUCUUUUUGGCAGGGGGCAAUAUUACCUAUAAUCAGUGCUAUUUUGUCACAAGAAAACAAACAAUUAAUAGAAACAGUUUUAUUUAACCAAGGUGCCUUACAAGAAUACAUAAUAGUUUGCUGUGAAGCACCAGAAGGGGGGCUUGUGGAUAAGCCAGGAAAACCUCGAGAUAUAUACCACACAUGCUACACACUGAGUGGAUUGUCAGUGGCCCAGCAUGGCACAGGAGCAGGAGAUGCUUUCGUCAUAGGGUCACCGACCAAUGAACUGAACAGAGUUCAUCCUUUGCACAACAUUGGACCACACCUUGUAUAUAAUGCAAUACACUAUUUUAUAAGACAUCCCCCUCCAGUGAAAGGUGAUGAAAAAUAAUUGCGUGUCAAAUCUUGCACAGUAUUUGGCGAUUGGUAUUGGCAUUUGUAUACAUCGUUCAGCAUACAUCUACAAAUUAAAAGAGAUUUUUCUAUAAAACAGAGAGAAGAGAUCUUUUCUAUAAUCUACUUGGAUCUACUGGCAGCUUUAGUUCAAAAUUCAUCAAAUAAAUAUGUGCAUACAUAAUACAUUCGACAGAUGUAGGUAUUUCAAUAUGACCUUGUAAGUUGUAAUGUAAAUGUUUUUGCAUUUGUAUAAAAUAAAUUUACUUUAUGUUGCAAUUAGCAUAAUAUAAUAUGUAAGUAAAUAUAAAGAUCCACUGGAGUUCGUGAUUUAUAUAUUAGGCAUGUUUUUUAUAUUAUAAUGAUCCAAGAAAACAUUUUGAUGUUUUUUUAAAAUUAACAGACAGAUAUGCUGUUUGACCCAUUGAGCCCCCAGCGCAGCGGCCCGAUUGGUCCACGACACAAUAGAUUUUCUAUUGUGUCUGUGAUUCCGGGGCUGAGUUAUUAAUGUACAAUCGCCAACUAUUGUUCUAACUUGUGUAAAUAAGUAAUACUAUUUAUUAGAAAAAUAUUAAUUUUAUCCAUA
This is a messenger RNA of Colias croceus (clouded yellow), 2207 nucleotides long. It is a transcript of the gene Fntb, whose product is annotated as protein farnesyltransferase subunit beta. Lineage: Eukaryota; Metazoa; Arthropoda; Insecta; Lepidoptera; Pieridae. The transcript has 4 exons. Gene Ontology annotation, cellular component: protein farnesyltransferase complex. The record is from RefSeq and is a predicted model, not a curated record. Gene Ontology annotation, molecular function: protein farnesyltransferase activity. Gene Ontology annotation, biological process: protein farnesylation. The coding region runs from base 399 to 1619 and encodes 406 amino acids.